Lotus japonicus is the source of this 932-nucleotide messenger RNA. Its product is annotated as embryo-specific protein ATS3B-like. The record is from RefSeq and is a predicted model, not a curated record. NCBI's taxonomy places the organism in Eukaryota, Viridiplantae, Streptophyta, Magnoliopsida, Fabales, Fabaceae. Gene Ontology annotation, molecular function: protein binding. The transcript is spliced from 3 exons. The coding region runs from base 160 to 735 and encodes 191 amino acids.
AGGACAACACAACAUCAUCGCAUUUAUUACCUUUGAUUCCCUUCUUUGGAAGACAACGUUUUUGGCUUUUUGACUUUAAAUACCACACUUUUGUAGCCUAAUCUGGUUCUAACAUAAGAAUAUCUCUGCACUUUUUGCUCUUCUAAUUUUCCCAGAAAGAUGAUCAAGCAGGUUUUUCUUCUGUUCUGCUUUGUCUCUGGACUCACCCUUUCAGUCUCAGAGUCCAAAUCUGCUUCUAUGCUGCAACCUCAUGUUGCUGAGGACUUUGAUGUUGGCUAUAUUCAGAUGAAGAGUGAGCAUAACUGUUCUUAUCUGGUGAUGAUUACAACAAGCUGUUCUUCACCCAAGUUUACUACUGAUAAGAUCAGUAUUGCGUUUGGAGAUGAUCAAGGCAACCAGGUAUAUGCACCAAGACUGGAUGAUCCAAUUUCAAAGACAUUUGAGCAGUGCUCUUCAGAUUCCUUUCAAAUAGAUGGUGCAUGUGCAUCCCCCAUUUGCUAUGUGUACCUAUACAGAUCUGGUUCAGAAAAUGGUUGGAAGCCUGAAAGUGUGAAAAUCUUUGGAUUCGAUGCAGAGCCUACUACUUUCAAAUUCAACACCCCUAUCCCCAAUGAUACAUGGUACGGGUACAAUUUGUGUGAAACACCUUCUCCUCCGUCUUCUUCACACCAACUUUCUGCUCAGAAAUGGCUUAUUUGUGUGGUUCUAGGAUUUUUUCUUAGCUUUUUGAUGUAAUGUGAGGCACUUAUAGUUACAUGUUCCACGUCAACUUUUGAUAUUACCACUAAACUUAUUAGAACUUGUUGCAGAAAAAAAUAGGGGCAUGGGAUGUGUAAAAUCUUAUUAGUACUUUAUAUAUGCUGAUAUAGAGACAUGAGAUGUGUAACACCUUUAACUUUUGUUGGAUUAUAUUUAACUUAGUGUUUGAGUAA